This is a messenger RNA of Epinephelus moara (kelp grouper), 2005 nucleotides long. It is a transcript of the gene adamtsl5, whose product is annotated as ADAMTS like 5. Gene Ontology annotation, cellular component: extracellular matrix. Gene Ontology annotation, biological process: extracellular matrix organization. The transcript is spliced from 12 exons. Gene Ontology annotation, molecular function: metalloendopeptidase activity. The coding region runs from base 731 to 2005 and encodes 424 amino acids. NCBI's taxonomy places the organism in Eukaryota, Metazoa, Chordata, Actinopteri, Perciformes, Serranidae. The record is from RefSeq and is a predicted model, not a curated record.
GACAGAGACGGAAGGCAAGAGCAGCAGUGCGCCCACACAGCCGUGGACGGUAUGACGGUGGAACAGCGGAACGCUGCCUGUGGUUCUCUGCGCUCUUUACGGGGCUCUUCUGGCGCAUUUUGGACUCGUUCAGACUGAGAGGAGGAUCAGAAACAAAGAGGGAAAACACAAGGAAGAACCAGUGGAGCUAUCUGCUGAGGCAGGAGUGUCUUAUCGAUGCAGGACAGGGCACAAGUGCAAUCAACUAGGCUACCUGGAGGCGAACAGACUCUUAGACACACUUCAAGGACAACGUCGAGGCCUACUUUUGGAGUAAUGUUGAACACCCAUGUGAAUCACAGCCUGUGGGUUUUAAUGUAAGGAAGAAACAGAAAAAGGAACCUCAUGUCAGAAACUACUUUUAUUUGCAUCUGACCGUUCAGCAGAAGAUGCGCCUUUUAGUGUCCCGAAAGACAAAAGUGAUGUGAUGCGUUUUGGGAACUGGGUUAACAGCUCUUUUGAUGCACGAACUCUGCAGCUGAGAGGGAGAAAGCAAAGUUCCUUUAACGUUUUCCUUAAAAAAAAGCAGAGGAAUAGGACAGUACAGGAGGGAGUAGGAUAUGGAUUGUGUGUCUGAGCCUGUUGGGAUGCACUGCGCAUCUGAGCUGCGACGUUUCGCACCAUGAUACAGGAACAAAGUGCACCUGACAACCAAUGUAACAUAGCUUAAGCCAGUCCACAAGGAUCUACUAUGUCCUCACUACAGACGAGGAAACUGACUCUGUGCCAGGCCCUGACCUUUGUCCUGCUGCUGCUCGCUCCCGUCGGCCUGACGUCCUCACACAGCUCUUGGGUUUCUGCAUGGCAUCCCUCCGGUGAGGCCUCAUCUGGGCAUCUGGCGCGCACCAGGCGGCAGCAGCACUUCAAGAAUGAGUGGGCAACAUGGAGCGGCUGGUCUGUCUGCUCACGUAGCUGUGGGGGCGGAGCAUCAGUGAGAAAACGCACCUGCAUCACCAGGAACCCAGUGGGUGGACCAUGUACAGGAGAUCCCAGACAAUACAAGAUCUGCAACACUAAGGAUUGUCCCCCUAGCUCGGAGGAUUUCAGAGAGAUGCAGUGUGCUGCCUUCAAUGACAGACCAUUCGUGGCUGGGAGCUCCUUCAAAUGGACCACUUUUCAUGGGGGCUCUAACCCCUGUGAGCUAAGCUGCCUGGCCCUGGGUCACAACUUCUACUACAACUUUGGUCGUGUGCUCGAUGGCACAGCCUGUGACAAGGAGCCUGGAGGACUGUGUGUCAACGGACGCUGCCUGAAGCCUGGCUGUGACGCCAUAUUGGGCUCAAAGCAGCAGAAGGAUGCCUGCAUGGUGUGUGGGGGACAAAACACCACCUGCCUGCACCACAAGAGCGUGUACCAGAGCAACGGUGUGGAGGCAGGCGGACCUUUUGGAUACAAUGAAGUGGCCAUGAUACCAGCUGGAGCCACUCACAUUCGGGUGACUGAUAACAGCAGGAAUUAUCUUGCUCUGCAGAAUGGUCGCUCCCAGUUUGUGAUCAAUGGUAACUGGAAGAUCAGCAUUCCAGGCGAGUACAAUGUAGCCGGGACGAAGCUGCUGUACCGGCGCUCGGCAGACACCUGGGAGAGCUUCGAGGUACCAGGACCCACUCAGGAGGACCUCCAUCUAAUGGUGCUGGCAACAGACAGCAAUCUGGGCAUCGAGUACGAGUACUGGCUGCCACCAGGCCAAUACGCCAUUCACCAUGGGAGGAGGAGUCCACUGCGUCAAGCUCACCACACUGCUAACUACCUCCCCUGGGAUCAACACACCACCACCACCACCCGGCCUCCUCCUGUCACCACUCGACCCCACUGGUUUUUGAGGCCUGUGAAGCCACCCCGCCAAACUCCCCACCACAAUCACCGCCAGCACCCUCAGCAGCCCGUCCUGCCCCGCCUGGAGCGAGAGGAGAACCACAGAAACCUCCUGCCUCAGCCCUCACCUGGAAAGGAAAGUGUUAAGGGGUGA